Messenger RNA from Haliotis rufescens (red abalone), 2984 nucleotides. Its product is annotated as fibrinogen-like protein 1. Lineage: Eukaryota; Metazoa; Mollusca; Gastropoda; Lepetellida; Haliotidae. The coding region runs from base 643 to 1734 and encodes 363 amino acids. The record is from RefSeq and is a predicted model, not a curated record. The transcript is spliced from 5 exons.
UUGAACCUUAAAGGCGUUCUUGAGAUUCAGCAUCAGUAUAAGUUAUGGGCAACUUCGUAUACACUUCACAAUAGUUGUGUGUCGGUAAUUCUGUUAUACAGGAAGAAACAAGGGGAACUUUUCUGUUCUACUAGACGAAACAAAAGCAACUAUUCUCUUCUACAUGAAGAAACACGGGCAACUAUUCUGUUCUACUAGACGAAACAGGGGUAACUUUAGUGUUUUUUUAGACGACACCAAGGCAACAUUUGUGUUCUACUAGACGAAAUAAAGGCAACUAUUCUGUUCUACUAGACGAAACACGGGCAACUUUUCUGUUCUACUAGACGACACCAAGGCAACAUUUGUGUUCUACUAGACGAAAUAAAGGCAACUAUUCUGUUCUACUAGACGAAACACGGGUAACUUUUCUGUUCUUCUAGACGAAACGAGGGCAACUAUUCCGUUCUACUAGAGGAAACACGGGCAACUAUUCUGUUCUACUAGAAGAAACACGGGCAACUAUUCUGUUCUAUUAGACGAAACAAGGGCAACUAUUCUGUUCUACUAGAAGAAACACGGGCAACUAUUCUGUUCUACUGGACGAAACAAAAGCCUACUAUUGCUUUUUACCACUUCUGUGUUCUAAACCCCACAACUACAAUGGGAUUGGAACCAAUAUUGACGGUCAUCAUCUUUCUGGCCGCGGAGUGGAUAACCGACAUCGUUUCAAUUUCGACAGGCUCCUUUGCAAAAGUUAAUGCCUGUUUCGACCCAGCGGGAACUACUGCCAUUGCCCUCAGUUUGCCGAAUUUCCACAGGAGCAUAAGAGUAUUCUGUGCAUCCAAGUGUCUUCAAGACGAAGGGUGUAAGUCAUUUAGUGUCCACCCGUCCACACGGACAUGCUACAUAAAUGAUGUGGUUCUCCUAGACACUGAGUGUACGGACUCUUACCUUCAUUUCAAUUCUGACAAGGAACCGCCAUGUCUCAAUGGUGGAGUGUACAACGAGGUUUCCAACUCAUGUCGAUGUUACAACAGCUACGUGGGUGUCAAGUGUGAACGCCUCAUGCAAGACUGCAAUGAUGGUUUUGUUUCUGGACAUUACAACGGCAUGAAAGACGUCUUUACCAUCCACCCCACUGCAUCGACGUACCCGUUUCAGGUUUUUUGUGAAAUGGAGUGGGGAGGAGAGUUGUUCGUUCUUCGACGAGCAUACGACGCCCCCUACGUCAACUUCAGCCGAGGCUGGAACGACUACAGGGACGGGUUCGGUGACAUUUCUAUGGGAGGCAACUUCUGGCUCGGGAAUGAAAAGAUUCAUCUGAUCACCACAAGUAGAGAUCAUCUACUUGGCAUCGAAGGCAUUAUGGCCGAACCUCCAGAAAUAUCCACGUGGAACUACAGGCAACAUUUUUAUCACAUGUUUAAGGUAUCUUCCGAAAGUAACGGAUAUCGCUUUUCGGUGACCUACCAUUACCCGAAGACAGGCGACCACGUUCUCGACGACUGCAUGUCAAACCUCGAGGGAAUUCCAUUUUCCACCAUAGACAACGACAGUUCCGCCGGAAGUUGUGCAGGCGCAUACAUGUCAGGAUGGUGGUUUAAGGACUGUUCGUUGUGUAACCCGACAGGGAUAAUACAACCCGUUUCCGAGACUGUCAUUUCUUCAGAUCCGACAUCCAUGACCUGGCCAGUCCCAACAAACAUGUCUGCUCGGUUCCUGAGGAUGUUUUUGAAGCAUAAAGUUGGAUAACAACUUUCACGUGCUUCAUUUUGGUUUCUUUGAAAAGGACCUCAGAGAAGGUAUUAUAUCACGGACAUUGCUUGUGAAAAUAUUGACUUAUUGUUUUGCUAACUUGACUUAUAAUAUAUGAUCGAAAAAAGCUCAGAAUAGUUUCAUUUUCAGAAAUUUAUUCUCCCGAUACUGAAGAUCUCUGGCAGCAAGAAAGCUGGAAUGAUUACAUUUUAUUUGGAUGUACUCCAUGAAAGAAGAUGGAUCUUCUUUGUUAUAUAGCAAUCGUUUUGAUUUUGUUUGUUGUCUUUGAUCUUAACGGGUCCAAUCGCUUGGAAGUUAAUCAUCACUCCAAGGUUUAAAUAAUCAUAGACAUCCAUUGUGCAAUACAAUAAAUUUAUCAAUAUUUGCUAGAGCGUGUUUUGAAUGAUUUUAGACAUUGAAACACGCUUCACGAACAAAGAAACUUUAUGAUGUGCUGGACUGGAAAUUUUUGAUUAACAAUUAUUAUCAUGUCCUCGUUAAAGUUGAUGUUUGUAUCGACAUGAGUGUGAAUUAAUUUGUUAUAUAAGUCACGGUUUCCGCGUUUGAAGAUUUCUCUAUGUUAAUAAUUAACGACUGUUUGAGAUUAUAUAGCCAUAGUGUAGCCAAGGUUUGCAGUGCUAACAAUUCUGAAUGGAGUUCAUAUCUGUGUAAAACAUUGGAGACAGGUAUACACUUAAGACAGACAGUAAACCUUAAGAACAAAAAUUUUCCCAAGCAUUUUCGGAACAGAUUAGUAUUUUCAAAUAUAGCAGAGAUAGACCCCUUCUCUUUUCAGAUUUAUUGUAAAUGGACUUUGAAUGCAAGUACUGUACCUAUCUGCCAAGUGUUAUUAGCCUUAGGAUAUGACUUUCCUGAUUAGAUAAUGAUUUUAACACACACGCACACGCGCACGCACGCACACGCACACACACACACACACACACACACACACACACAGCCAUUUGCAGUUGAUAAUUAGAUAAAAUAUAUAAAAUCAUUGUCUAAUUAUCAACAGCAAAAGGACAGGUCUAAAAACAGUAUGUUAUUUCCAUCAGUUCGUUAUAAGCGUGUUCGUUAUAACCGUGUUAUGUAUAUAAUUAUCCAAGUCACAUUCUACACGUUUAUAACACUUGGCUGAUAGGUACAGCACUUGCAGUCGAGGUGUUGGACUGACGGGUUAGUGAUGGGUAGGUAGGCGGAGUGAUGUGGGGUGGGGUUGCCAACUGGUUAAAACGUUCGCUCGGCAC